AUCCAGAGACUCGCGAAAAGAAUACCCUCAACAACUAAAGUAUGUCCGAGUCCGACUCCGAACCCGAUGACAACUUUGUGACACCCCACGGUUCACCAAGCAACUGGCAACCGGAUUUGCCUCCCAUUGUCUUGGACAAUGCAGCGUCUGACGAAAGCCUCGACGUCUUUGCAGACUGGGAUCAUCCAAAGCAAAGCAACCAGAAUCGGAGAGGAUCGUAUUCAGCUAAUGACUUACGAAGGAAAACAGAGAAAGAGAACGCCACGCCGAAACAUCGACUGGGUUCCAUUGAUAUCUGUAAGAGCAAUUUAAUGUCUGUCCCGCCGUGUACCAGUAGGUCAGUGUCUUUAGAUGAUGGAGUGAAGAAUCAGAUAUCGGAGACAUACGAUGUGGACUGGAGCGGAGCCACCAGGCAAAGGGGUGUGGUCCUCGUGUCAGACGGACAAAAGGAAGGUGAAGUCAUCCAGCAGCUGGACGUAAUGGGGCUCAACGAAGACAUGAUUCAUAAAGACUUCCUACGUCAUAACUACGAUGGCAUCAGACCCCAUUCUCCCGUGGUAAUUCAUUCUGCAACCAACGUCAUUCAAGACUCAUUGGUUUAUUUAAACCAACCAGAGAAAGAAGAGCCAGCAUCAAAUUCAAGGGAAGGAAAAUUCUCCUCGCUUUUAAGUGUAUUCAAACAAGAGGACAAAGUUUUUGUGGAAACGUGCGCCUUUCAGGAGGCCGAGGAAAUACUAGAAAAUUACUUCCGGGUCAUGUUAACAGGUCGACCAGGUGAUGGAAAGUCAGCGAUAGCUAAGCAUAUCAUAGUAAAGAAAUGUAGACAAGGCUUCCGUUUUGUUCUUUUGAAUGGAUCGACAGAUUUCGACUCAGUUAAGUUUGAUGAAAAAAUACUUUUGUUCUUCGAUGAUAUUUUUGGAGUGACUGUCUUUGACCGAUCUCGAACUGAGGAUAUUCAGAGAAUUUUGUGGCAGCUAGACAAUAUUCUCAUGGAUAAAUGCGGUGACGUAUUGAUGAUCAUGACAUCACGUGCACACAUUCUCCAAGAAGCUAUGAAGGUUUUAAAGAACCCCGACUUUGUCUCUAAAGUAACCACCGAUCUCGCAGAUCAUUUGAAUGACAGAGAAAAAAUGCAAAUAAUGCGAAAACAUUUCCAGUUUUUGAACUUAAAGAGAGAAGAGUCAUUUUUUGAACAAGCGAUUGUAUUAUCUCCAAACCAUGGCUUUCCGCAUUGUGUUCAAAUGUUUGCUCAAUCUCCAGCACUGAGAAAAAGAGGAGUAGACUUUUUUAGAUCGCCUAUAGAAUACUUAAUGCAGAACUUGAACGUAAUGAAGAUAGCGAAACCACUGGAAUUUGCAGUGCUAGUCUAUAUUGCAUUGAGAGAUGGCAAAAUAAAUAGAUAUGCAAGAAAAUUUCCUAAUCAAGAUGGAUUAAGAAUGGAAUUCAUCAGGAAGAUGGUUGGUGUAGAAUUGGAUCUCGACCUUGCCCAUCUCUUGUCUUGUAAAUCUGAAGAGCUGAGUUUGUUCCUAUCAGACAGUGAUAACAGUAGGAUCUUUCGUCAUCCUAGUAUUCAAGAUGCUGUGACGUUCAUGAUGGGUGAAGAGUCUACAUCUGAUAUCAUCGACGUUUGUUCGUUUGAUUUCAUUUCUGCUAGAAUUAGAACAUCUCAGUAUAAAUGCCAGAACAAUGAAAAAAUCAUAUCAGUCCAGCGUCAACACUUUCCAAUUAUUGCUCAAAGACUAGUGGAAGAAAUAAAGCAUGGCAAUAUUCGAGAUGUGUGUUUCCAUCAAGCAAUGACUGAUCAAGAAUUUGUCUCCGUCAUUUGCAAAGGAUCCACUUUAGGUAAAAGUUUUAAGGGAACAAGAGCUCAAGCUGAAGCAGAUCUGCUGUCAUAUGUUCAGUUUGACACUAUACACAAAUUCUUUGGGUCUCUUUUGUAUUGGUCCUCUGUGGCUAACACCACGUAUCUUACUCAAACUCUCCUUCAGAUGGAUGGAAUGCAGUUGUUACUUGAAGAGGAAAGAGAUUGGAUGCAAAAGCAACUGAGAGAGUGUUUCAUUUUCACAAUUCUCCACGGAACAGACGUUGUCUUGGCUCGGCAUAUAGGAAGAUUGGUUGAUGACAAAGUUUCUCAAGGCACAACAGUAUUUACUCAAGAUAUUCUAAACAUCUUAAAAGAACCAUUGUAUUCACAGAUCUUCUCUGAAGUGUCUUUAAAACUGUCACCACUACAAGCGGCUACAUUAAGCAUUGGAUCAGCAGCUUUGGACAUCGUGAAAUACCUUUUGCCAUUUGUAAAACAGGCUGAUAUUCUUAAGUCAUCUAUUUCAAUGGCUAUGAAAUUGCAAAGACAAGACAUAGUUGAAGCAUUUUUGAUACUGACGAAUUUAAGUCUUGACCGAGAAGAUAUUCUUUGUGCUUUAAAAAACGGUGACUUUACAUUUGUUAAAGAAUACGCCAAUGCUGACGUCCUUUGCUUAUCAUUGAAAUCCUUAAAUGAGGAAGAUAUUAGGGCAAUUUUCGAACAAAUCGAUUCACCAGUUUUCCUAGAAAUCGUCUCACAUUUAGAACAAAAAGAACUCGAACAAAUCUAUCGCAGAGGUCUACCUUACGUUAAGAGUGUGGAAGUUGCUUCAAAACUGACACAAAAUUUAACCACUGUGGAUAUCUCUGAAUUAUCUCUAGAUAUUUUUCAGAAUACUUUGAAUAAAGAUGUACUAGAGUUUCUCAUAGCUCAAGGAGCUAAUGUUAAUAUUAGCGAUACGGAAGGUCUGACUGCCCUAUUCCUUGUAAACGACCAUGCUAUCCUCACGAAACUACUAGAAAAUGGCGCAUCGGUUAAUUCUAGAGAGAGCAUAUCCAACAGAAAUCCUUUAAUGCACCAUGGAAUAAAUGGCACUCUUUCUUGUUCACUCUUUGAAACAUUUUUGAAAUAUGGAAUUUCAAUGAAAGAAACUUGCAGCAAAGGCCAAAAUUUACUCAUGCAGAUUGUUAGUUCUUGGAAUGUUAGAAAACACAAGGAAGUAAGGAAAGACGAACAACAGUUGCUGAAGAUGAUUAUUAGGGAAACCAUAGACUUCAGUUUAUGUGAUAAACAAGGUAACAAUGUGCUACAUAUAUGUAUGUUAGCGAAUGUGCCUAUGUCUGUCUUUGAGCUUAUCCUAGAGAAGAAAUGUGAAAUAAAUACAAAAAAUAUGGCGGGUUUUGCGCCAAUUCAUCUUGCUGUUAGCUUUGUGUAUACUAAAUCAAAGAAAAAGCAAUGGAGACCUAUAAUGCUAGAACAUCUACAAUAUCUGCUCCGCUCAGGCGCGGGUGUCAACGCACAAAAUAAAGAUGGUGACACGAUCCUGCAUUUGGUGAUGAAAAGCUUCGUUGACAGGCUUAAUUACUAUGACGAAAAGUUAACGUCUUACGAGAAACUGAACGAAGAAAGCAAGUUUACACUGAUGAAUAGUGCAUUAGAUCUUCUUUUGUUAUACAACAUAGAUUUAAACAAACGUAAUGAAGAGAGGUGCACAGCGUUCAAUUUGCUUUCAAAGACACGCUCGAGACGAUGUUUACAGAUAGUUGAAAAAUUUUUGCACCACAAAGCAGCAUUCGGAAUGUCGGAAUUCUUAACAAUUUUGACUAUAUGUUCAAAACAUGAAAAUAGUAAUCAUUCAUGGAGUGUGAUGCAAGCAUUGAGAGAAUUUGCUUUCUUGCGUUGGAAAGACCUGUUUGCCAGUAGCCAAUGCGCACGUUGUGAGGAAUAUUCAUGUUUCGUAAAACUGAUUGAGAACCAUGAGGCUACUGACCAGACAGUACUGGGGACUCUUAAAUCUGUUUCCAGUCUUCAAGUAAACACAAAGGAAAGAAUCCUGAAGACAGUCGUUGCUGUUUUAAGUGAUACUCAACAGGAAGGGUUAAAAUUAGUUUGUUCUUCCUUAGAUCAUUGGUGUAAAUCUUUGGAUAAGUCGGAAUUUGUAUCAGCCCUUUUCUUUGGAAUACUGGCACAUGUCCUUCACUUCUUUAAUUAUCGACAAAGUUCUAUUAUAAGAUUUCGUGAUGUGGCUUCGAUGAUAAGUCAAGACAUAGAUGUUUUGAUCCUUAUGUUAAACCAUCAUUCUGAGGUGACCGGAAAUAGACAAUUGAAUUUGUUGAUGAACUACCUGGAAUCUGAUAUGGAUGAUGAUACAAUUAUAAAUUCCGUCAUACCAGUGCUUCUACCAGUUAACUUUGACAUGGACACAGAAAUUAAUGGUACAACACUUUUGAUUGGCGCCUUGAAAUCCUCUGUCUCUCGUCAAAAAUUGUUGCAGUUCCUAUGUGAUAAAGGAGCAGACGUCAACAAAUGGAUUGGAGCAAAUAAGAAACAGUCUCCACUUUUAACUGUUUUGAUCAACGAUAAUAAAAAGGUACAGAAGACAUUGAGCUACGACAAUCUGUAUAAACGAUUUACGUUUAUAACCUCAGACAAGGAAAUCUGUGGAUCCACGCAGCUUCGACUACUAUUGCGAAAUGGAUUGAACCUUCGAAAGGAACAUACCUUGUUUAAAUAUGUGCGUAUAGAAGAUUGUUGUUUGAAGUCACUUGAACUUUUGAUGAGUAGCGGUGUAGCUGCAGAUGAGGCAGACGAUACCGGACAGACAUUGUUGCACAAAUUAUGUUCACCAUCAAAUCUCUCGGAGACGGUAAAGAAACCUUUUAACAGGUUGGAUAUCUUGCGGUUACUUUUGUCAUUUGAUUGUGAUUUGAAUAGGCAGGACAAAGAUGGCAACACUCCCGCACAUCUUUUGUCGAUGAGAAGGCACCAAAACGGCUUAGAAGAGAUAAUCUCAAAAGGAAUAGACAUAAACUUGCAAAACAGAAAAGGUGAGACCUGUCUACAUCUAUCCGCUGAUAAUGCUGCGAGUGUGCAGUGUUUAAUUCAGUAUGGCUGUGAUGUAAACCUAACCACCAACGAAGGCUGUAACGCUCUACACUCCUUCUUCUCUCUGUCAUCGGAAAGUAAAAAACCUAAAAGGGGAUUGACUCUUGCAAUAGAGAAAAGGUUUCAAGAUAUUCAAGGUCUCAGAGUGAUCAGUUUGUUGUUGGAUGCUGGGAUUGAUAUAAAUGCGCGGGAGAACCGUGGCAUGACCGUGUGCCAUAUGACAGCAUACUUCUUCGAUGCAAAAUGGAUAAAUGAAAUAUUUAGACUUCUUAUACGCAAUGGGGCAAAUGUAUUAUUACACGAUAAUGAAGGGAAAAGUCCAAUCCAUUACGUCCUUUGUCGCAUGCAAAAAUCUAACCAGGAUGUGGUAAAAUUGUUGAUGCCCGCCCUGAAAACCCUGAUCCGCCACGACUCUAAGUCUUUGGAAGAACACAGAAUAAGGAGCCUUGCCGAGCCUGACAAGAGUCCCGAAUUAUCGGACCUAUUUGAUGAUUCAUAAAUACGAAGAGAGGUUUUCAUCUUUAAUUGCUAAAUUAAUUUUUUUGCUAGAUUGUAUCAUCAGGCCCUGUUCAGGAUAAUUUUAAUAACAUUCAUGUAUUGUACAUGUAUAUGCUUCAUAUGAAAGACAAACUUCGUUUGUGUUUCUUUUUUGCUGUUUUUGGUGCUAAAUAUAUGGAUUUCUGUGGCUCGCCACUUUGAAAAAUUUGAUAAGUAUGCUACAUUCUAAUAAUCGAAGAUUAUAGUUAAUACGGGUAUAUACAUGUACAAUAGUUAUCGAUGUACGUAAUCUUAAUGUAACAUGCUAUAACCUAUAGCAAAAGUUUUGAACAGUUGGUGCUAGGUUUUUCAUACUUCAUAUAUGUAAUCCUUGUGACAAGACCUUCGUUUGGAUACCAACAGUUGUAAUCCAUUAACCUUGACCUUGGAGUUUGACCUACUUUUGAAAAACUUAAACCUUGGUCAUAACUUUUGAACGAUUGGUGCUUCAGUUUUCUUAUUUCACCGGUAUAUUUCUUGUGAGAAGGCCUUUCCUUAGGCACCAUUAAUUUUGACCAUUUGACCUUGAUGUUUGACUUACUUUUGUAAAACUUUAACCUUUUCUAUAUCUAUUCAAUGGUUGCUGCUAGGGCUUUCAUAUUUCACAGGUAUAUUCCUCGAGACAAGACCUUACUUUGGAUACCAUAUGCAUUUGAGAAAGUUUAACCUUUGCUAUAAGUUGCCAUAAGGGGCAUCAGUGUUUCACAAACACAUCUUGUUUCAUUUUUUUUUUGUUUUGAACAUACUUUAUUGACAAUCAAAAUGAACAGAAACAAUUUCUUUCAACUUACUAGGUUCUCUUCUUCAUAUAAAACAUAUUAAUUGUCAUGCAAAAUGAUAUCACAAAACAUACAAAAAUAAUAUAGUUGUUAUUAUAGCUAUUUAAACCUACAGGAUUUCAAGUAUGAACUUAUGAACAGCGACAAAAAUGCCAUUGUUUAACUCAAAUGAUAGGUUUUCAUUGCCCCAGAAUAUACAGAUAAUAGUAUACAGAAUAGUGUACAUCUUUGGUGAACGGUUGGUGCUAGGGCUUUCAUAUUUCACAUGUGUAUUUCUUGUGAGUAGGCCUUUCCUUGGGCACCAUUAAUUUUGAUCAUUUGACCUUGACCUUGAUGUUUGACUUCCUUUUGAAAAACUUCAACCUUCUCCAUAUCUAUUAAAUGGUUGCUGUUGGGGCUUUCAUAUUUCACAGGUAUAUUCCUCGAGACAAGAACUUACUUUGGGUACCACCAUACAUUGUAUUUGAUUUGCAUUUUAAAAAGUUUAAUCUUCGCUAUAAGUUGCCAUACGGGGGUACCAGUGUUUCAAAAACACAUCUUGUUUCCGUUAGAAAUACAUGCCUAUGGUCUAACUAUUGCAGUCCUUUUUGAAGGAAACAAAAUAGAAGUAUUAUGAUUGUUUACUGGAAAAAUAUCAAUGCGCGGUGGGUUUUUUUGUACGCACGCAAUACUUCCGCUUUCUCCGCGUAAACGUGGUGGACAUCUUAUUUAUUCAGCAUGGUGUGUAUAAUGAUUCAUUGUGAUAUAUUUUUAUGAUAGUGUUUACUGAUAAAUUGUUGUAAAUUAAAAAAAAGGAA
Saccostrea echinata is the source of this 7022-nucleotide messenger RNA. RefSeq lists its product as uncharacterized. Lineage: Eukaryota; Metazoa; Mollusca; Bivalvia; Ostreida; Ostreidae. The record is from RefSeq and is a predicted model, not a curated record. The coding region runs from base 42 to 5408 and encodes 1788 amino acids. The transcript is spliced from 4 exons. Gene Ontology annotation, molecular function: protein binding.